Messenger RNA from Guyanagaster necrorhizus, 936 nucleotides. Its product is annotated as Orm1 type endoplasmic reticulum protein. The transcript is spliced from 5 exons. The coding region runs from base 1 to 693 and encodes 230 amino acids. NCBI's taxonomy places the organism in Eukaryota, Fungi, Basidiomycota, Agaricomycetes, Agaricales, Physalacriaceae. Gene Ontology annotation, cellular component: endoplasmic reticulum membrane. The record is from RefSeq and is a predicted model, not a curated record.
AUGGGCAGUCGGACCACCUCUGUCAAAUUACCAACACUCGACCUUUCCAAGCCCCCGCUUUUGAGGGGACGUGGACGCAGUGGAAGCAUCGUCAAGGUCGAGCAAGUCGGCGACCGUUCCGCAGAAGACGCCCUCGACCAGAGCCUCUUCGUGAAUAUCAACGCCAAUUGGGUCAAUGCCAAGGGUGCAUGGCUCAUCCACGUCGUUCUCAUUUGUGCAGGCAAGGUCUUGAUUGAUACUAUGCCUGGCAUGUCCCAGCAAGUCAGCUGGACUCUAGUCAAUCUUUUGUAUCUGGCUCUAUCAUAUCUAAUGUUCCACUGGGUCACCGGCAUGCCAUUCGAAGGGGACUUGCGUGGAGGGGCAUACGAUGACCUAACGUUAUGGGAGCAAAUCGAUGAUGGCGCUCAAUAUACUCCCGCCAAGAAAUGGCUGUUCUCAGUGCCAGUCGUGUUAUUUCUUGCGUCAACACAUUACACUAGUUAUAACCCAUGGCUGUUCGCCGUCAAUCUUACUGCCCUCAUCUUUGUCUUGAUUCCCAAAUUACCUCAGCUGCACCGUCAGCGCGUACGUUUCAUGGCUGACGCAUCCGGCAUCGCCACCCCUGUAACACCGAGUUUUCCUCCUUCUGGAACGCAGACACCAAUAGACCAUGCUGCACGACUGUCUGAUAUCACGGAUGCUCACUUUGGGUAACAAUGCCGUCCGUUACGAAUAACGUACCUAUUGCAUUCUCUUGAGCAUCUUUUCGCAUUGGAAGGGCAUCGCUUCCGCUCUGUAUAAAUACUCUCGUCUCCAAUCCUUAGAAUAUGGGAAUGUUAACCCAGAAAUUUCAUCAUACACUGUCCUGUCUUUAUGGAUAUAUAAUCGUACUCGUUGUCACCACUUCCUCCUCCGAGCUUCCUCUAUUGGGAUGAUACAGUUUUGUAAUGUUGAAGU